AAAUGAAAAACAGGCAAAAGUCCCAAAAUCUCAGAGCAGCCACUUCAGUCACGAUAAUUUAUAACAAUUUAAAAUAAAAUAAAUGAAAAAAAAGGCCUAAGUACUCGACAGCACUUCCACGAAGUCUUUAGCUUUCUGUUUCAGAUCUCGCUCUUCGAAUUCAAAUCUAGAUUUUUGACGGAUCAGAAUUUCAAGGAAAUUGUAGUUUUGAAAUCUCAAGAUCAAUGAUGAAGGCGAGGCAUUCGCGAAUCCCGCCGCGGAAAUCGUCGUCGUCGUCGAUGUUGAUUUUGACGGUUUUGGUUAUGUUUACGUUCAUGAUUUUGAUUCUUCUUGCUCUCGGGAUCUUCUCGAUGCCGAGCCAUCCCGGCGAUUUGCCGAAAGCAAACGAUCUCAAUACGAUCCAACAUAAGAUGAAAAUGGCGGAAAAUGAUGGCAAGGGGGAGCAGUGGGUUGAGGUGAUCUCGUGGGAACCUCGAGCUUUUGUUUAUCAUAAUUUCCUGACCGAAGAGGAGUGUAAUUACCUAAUCGAACGAGCCAAGCCCCAUAUGCAAAAGUCAACUGUUGUUGAUAGUGAAACUGGCAAGAGUAGAGAUAGCAGGGUAAGAACGAGCUCUGGAACAUUUUUGGCCAGAGGACAAGACAAAAUUAUUAGAGACAUUGAAAAAAGAAUUUCAGAUUUCACCUUCAUACCUAUUGAGCAUGGGGAAGGACUGCAAGUUCUCCAUUAUGAACCUGGACAGAAAUAUGAGCCUCACUAUGACUACUUCAUGGAUGAGUUCAACACUAAGAAUGGCGGGCAACGCAUGGCCACUGUGCUAAUGUACCUCUCAGACGUUGAAGAAGGAGGUGAGACAGUGUUUCCUGCUGCUAAAGGGAACAUUAGUGCUGUGCCUUGGUGGGAUGAAUUAUCUGAAUGUGGAAAGAAAGGUCUUUCUGUUAAACCAAAGAUGGGGGAUGCAUUGCUUUUCUGGAGCAUGAGGCCUGAUGCCUCUCUAGAUUCUUCUAGUUUACAUGGAGGUUGUCCCGUGAUUAAAGGAAACAAGUGGUCAUCAACAAAAUGGAUACGCGUCAACGAGUAUAAGAUUUAAACUACAGACUUAACAAUUCGUGUUUGAGUUCUUGCGUUGUAGCAGUGCUUUUGUAAAGCCUCAGCAAAAACUCCCUGGGUUGGUGCUGUAAGUUUUAAUGUUCUGCUGUACCCUGCUGCUAAACUUGCUCUUUCUUUUUUCUGUUUUCUUUUUAAGGGAGCAUUCGCAUGUUACUACAACAUAGAAUAAAAUUUUUUUGGAAUUUUUACGAGCAUUCCAGGUUGAAAAAAUUUAGGAUAUUUGGUUUCCUAUAAGUGAUGUAAAACCAAGAGCUUAUAUUUGUUUAAUAUUAGUUCUUAAAUUGCUUA
This is a messenger RNA of Mangifera indica (mango), 1396 nucleotides long. RefSeq names its product probable prolyl 4-hydroxylase 10. Bases 225 to 1088 code for a protein of 287 amino acids. The record is from RefSeq and is a predicted model, not a curated record. NCBI's taxonomy places the organism in Eukaryota, Viridiplantae, Streptophyta, Magnoliopsida, Sapindales, Anacardiaceae. Gene Ontology annotation, cellular component: endoplasmic reticulum. Gene Ontology annotation, molecular function: procollagen-proline 4-dioxygenase activity; iron ion binding; L-ascorbic acid binding. The transcript has 8 exons. Gene Ontology annotation, biological process: peptidyl-proline hydroxylation to 4-hydroxy-L-proline.